Messenger RNA from Neogale vison (American mink), 2029 nucleotides. RefSeq names its product DnaJ heat shock protein family (Hsp40) member C28 (gene DNAJC28). The transcript is spliced from 2 exons. The coding region runs from base 198 to 1358 and encodes 386 amino acids. NCBI's taxonomy places the organism in Eukaryota, Metazoa, Chordata, Mammalia, Carnivora, Mustelidae. The record is from RefSeq and is a predicted model, not a curated record.
CCCUGUCCUCUGUACCCACUGUGGUCCCCUCAUGGUAAGACGACAGAUGGUCUAGUCCAGCGGAGACACUCCCCCUGCGCAGGGAGACCGGCGGAGAGCGAAGGGCAAGACUGCGCACGCAUGCGCAGAGGCGGAGUUUGGGGGCGGGAGCCGCUAAGCCCCUUCCCAAGGCUGUGAAGACCAUCACUGGGAAGAUUAUGAACAUGACGUAUGUGACAAUGGCUCAAAUCUUAAGGUCUCAUCUGAUAAAUGUUCCAGUGAUAUCUAAUAGACAGAAAAUGCUCCCAUAUCUUGGUAUCAUUAGACACAGAGCAGUGUCAACUCAUAUAUCCAAAAAGAAGAUGCGAGAAUAUUAUAGGCUGCUAAAUCUGGUUGAAGGCUGCUCUGCGGAUGAUGUCAGGGAAUCUUUUCAUAAGCUUGCCAAGCAAUACCAUCCGGACAGUGGCUCUGAUACUGCGGAUUCGGCAACAUUUGUAAGGAUCGAAGAAGCUUAUCGGAAGGUGCUUUCCCACGUGCUAGAACAAACAAAUGCCCGACAGAAUAAAGUUGAAGAAGCAGAGGAAGAAGAAGACAAAUUCAAAUACAAAACACCCCAACACCGGCAUUAUUUAAGUUUUGAAGGUAUUGGUUUUGGAACUCCAAGUCAACGAGAGAAGCAGUAUAGGCAGUUUCGAGCUGACCGUGCAACUGAGCAAGUCAUGGAGUAUCAGAAGCAGAAGCUACAAAGCCAGUAUUUCGUGGACAGUUUAAUUGUUAAAGAUGUGAGACAGAGUAAAGAACAAAAGAUAACUCAGGCUAUAGAGCGUUUAGUAGAGGAUCUCAUUCAGGAGUCAAUGGCCAAAGGAGACUUUGAUAACCUCAGUGGGAAGGGAAAACCUCUAAAAAAAUUUUCUGGCUGUUCAUAUAUUGAUCCCAUGACUCACAACCUGAACAGAAUACUGAUAGAUAAUGGAUAUCAACCAGAAUGGAUCCUAAUGCAAAAGGAAAUAAAGGAUACCAUUGAUCAACUCAGAGAGGCGAUCUUAGCAUCCAGGAAAAAACUUGGGAAUCCCAUGACACCAACUGAACAGAAACAGUGGACCCAAGUUUGUGAGCAGUUUCAAGAAAACAUCAAAAAGCUAAACAAGCGAAUUAAUGAUUUUAAUUUGAUUGUUCCCCUCCUGACCUGGCAAAAAGUUCAUUUUGAUGCACAGAAAGAAAUUGCCAGAGCCCAGGAAGUAUAUGAGACCCUUGUAAGAGCAGAAGAAGUCACAGAUAAAAACCCAAACAACAUUGAUCAGGGAGAAAGGGAGAAAACAUCUGAAGUCAAGACAGGUUUUUUUAACUGGAUGAAUGUGUGGAAAUUUAUUAAAACAUGACCACUUAAAUAUUCACAGUACUGCCUCAAACCAUUUUCGGUUGUACUGAUGUCACACUUAGAAGCUGACAUUUAUUGUGGUAACACAAGUGAUGAGAACUGUGAAUCUCUGUACUUUUUUCAAAACUAAUCACAUCUCCAGGGAGGGUGAGGGAGAAAGCUGUAAGAAACCGAGCCUGAGACAUGUUUGACCAGCUUUGCUCUGAGGACGUUGCAAGAAAAGAAGGGAACUUCUAGGAAAACAAACCCAUUCUGGAGUAUAGAUGUCAGUCAUGGGUGAAAUGAAUUAGGACAAGGACUCAGAAGGGGAGUUAUAUAAAGGGCAUUCCAGAAAGUCUUGGUGCAGUUUUCAGCUCUAAUAACUCAAAAGACAGUUGGCUGUUGCCAUCUUCAAACAUAGUUACUGCAGCAAACAACGAUAACAAGCAAACCUUAAAAAGUAUUAUCAGAAGUCACAAAACUAAGGAAUGGACUGUAGGCAAGCAAACUUUCAAAUGAUGAAUGUUUUUUGCAAGCUUGCUACAGACAUACCCCUGAGUUAUUAAAGCUUACAAUUGUUCUAAGACUUUCAGGACAUUCUUUAUGCGGGUGGAAAUGUUAUGAUCAGGAAAUUAGCCUAAUGGAUUUAUUGCACUCUUCUUUUUUUUAUAAACCGUCUUUGUGGAUACUGAA